AGUACCCAGCUGUUGCAGUGACGGUGCGCACGCGCGCUCCUCAGAGGCGGCGUACAACUUGUGCCAGGUUAAAGAUUGGUCAAUAAUCUACCCGAGUUCGUCGUGGUUUGUGGUGCCAUGGUUUAAAAAUGGACUGUGUGACAUUUAAAAGGAAAAACUUUCAAAAAAAUAUAGCCCAGUGACGUGCCCCAAGCUAAUUUAGAAUCACACCUGCCAGCCUAGGACAGUCCCGUGUGGUGCAAUGUAAUAUAUUGAAAAUAAUUAAUAAAUUAUUCAUUGUAUAGUAUUCAAAAGAUAAUAUUAAUUACGGUUCGCCGUUUUUUAUUUAUUAUUACAGCCCAAAACAGCCCAAGGAAUGAUAUAAAAAUGACAUAUAAAAAAUCAAUUCUUUUCAGAUAACUUAAUUCUAGCGUAUUCCCGUACAGGAUCGUAAAAUAUAUUUCAAGAUUAAUGAAAAUAAACUAUAAAAAGGUCACUCUACGUCAACAAAAGGUUAAUUACAACCGAAACUAGGUCAUACCCAGAUGCCCAGGGCUAGCCGAGUGAUGGCGUCCUCGUUUUGAAAGCGGAUCCACCAACUUAGAGUGGUAUAAUUGGAAGUUUCAGUGCAUAUUGAUCUAGGGUUUAACCUUCCAAGAUGACGACCUCGCAGGACAGCAAAGCUCCCUUGAGGACUGUGCGCAGGGUACAGUUCGGUAUCCUCAGCCCCGAUGAGAUUCGCCGAAUGUCUGUGACAGAAGGAGGCAUCCGCUACUCAGAGGUUUAUGAGAAUGGCCGCCCAAAACUAGGAGGGCUGAUGGACCCUCGUCAAGGCUGCCUGGACCGCCACACACGAUGUACAACCUGUGCCGGCAACAUGUCCGACUGCCCGGGACACUUCGGCCACCUGGACUUGGCCAAACCUGUCUACCACGUGGGCUUCCUGACCAAGACUGUGAAGAUCUUGCGAUGCGUUUGUUUCUACUGCAGCAAGCUGCUUUAUAACAGUCAACACCCAAAAGUCCGCGAGAUCGUCACCAAGUCCAAGGGCCAACCGAGGAAGCGUCUGCUCCACAUCUACAACCUCUGCAAGAGCAAGAUGAUCUGCGAGGGGGGCGAAGAGGUUGACAUCACCAAGGAACCGGAAGACCCAACCCAGGUGGUCAAGAAGACCUCAGGUCACGGGGGUUGCGGAAGGUACCAACCAAACGUCAAGAGGGUUGGAAUAGAACUUAUGGCCGAGUGGAAACAUGUCAACGAGGACACGCAGGAGAGAAAGCAGGUUUUGACGGCCGAGAGAGUCUACGAGAUAUUCAAGCAUAUUUCAGACGAGGACUGCUACUUGCUGGGCAUGGACCCAAAAUAUGCCCGACCUGACUGGAUGAUCCUGGUGGUGCUGCCGGUCCCACCAUUGCCCGUUCGCCCUGCUGUCGUCAUGUACGGCACGGCCCGGAACCAGGACGACAUCACCCACAAGCUAGCGGACAUCAUCAAGGCCAACAACGAGCUGCUGAGGAACGAACAGGCAGGCGCCGCGGCCCACAUCAUUGCAGAGAACAUCAAGAUGCUGCAGUUCCACGUCGCGACGAUGACCGAUAACGACAUCCCCGGCAUGCCGAAGGCACUGCAGAAGUCCGGCAGGCCGCUGAAGGCCCUGAAAGCCCGGCUGAAGGGGAAAGAAGGGAGGAUCAGAGGUAACCUGAUGGGGAAGCGAGUGGACUUCUCGGCCCGCACUGUCAUCACGGCCGAUCCCAACCUCAGGAUUGACCAGGUGGGCGUGCCAAGGUCGAUUGCCCAGAACCUCACGUACCCGGAGAUUGUGACGCCUUUUAAUAUCACCAAGAUGAUAGAACUGGUGAAGAGGGGCAACAACCAGUACCCCGGGGCCAAGUACAUAGUCCGAGACAACGGUGCUCGAAUCGACCUGAGGUAUCACCCGAAGCCUUCUGACCUCCACCUUCAGUGUGGGUACAAGGUCGAACGUCACAUCACAGACGGUGACCUGAUCAUUUUCAACCGUCAGCCCACCCUGCAUAAGAUGUCCAUGAUGGGGCAUAAGGUCAAGGUCCUGCCGUGGUCAACCUUCCGCAUGAACCUGUCGGUGACGUCGCCCUACAACGCCGACUUCGACGGGGACGAAAUGAACCUCCACGUGCCCCAGAGCAUGGAGACGAGGGCCGAGAUAGAGAACAUGCACUUGACGCCCAGGAUGGUGGUGACGCCUCAAUCCAACCGGCCCGUCAUGGGCAUCGUGCAGGACACCCUCACCGCCGUCAGGAAGAUGACGAAGAGGGACGUCUUCCUGGAGAAGUGUGAAAUGAUGCACCUCCUCAUGUUCCUCCCCAUUUGGGACGGACGCUUGCCCCAGCCAGCCAUCUUGAAACCGAAGCCCCUCUGGACUGGUAAACAGAUCUUCACUCUCAUCAUCCCAGGGAACCUGAACCUCAUCAAGACCCAUGCCACACAUCCGGACGAUGAAGACGAUGGACCUUACAAGUGGAUAUCCCCCGGAGAUACGAAGGUGUUGGUAGAGCAUGGUGAACUCAUCAUGGGUAUCCUGUGCAAGAAAACCCUUGGGGCAUCCUCUGGCUCCAUGAUGCACUUGGCAUGGAUGGAACUCGGGCACGAGAUUGCCGGUCGCUUCUACGGCAACAUCCAGACGGUGGUCAACAACUGGCUCCUGCUGGAAGGUCACAGCAUUGGCAUCGGCGACACCAUCUCCGACCCCAACACCUACCGUGUCAUCCAGGACACCAUCUCCAAAGCCAAGGAGGACGUGAAGGAAGUCAUCCAGAAGGCCCACAACGAUGAACUUGAGCCCACGCCCGGCAACACCCUGAGGCAGACUUUCGAGAACCAGGUGAACAGAAUCCUCAACGACGCUCGUGACAAGACUGGAGGUUCGGCCAAGAAGUCCCUGACUGAGUACAACAACCUGAAGGCCAUGGUAGUGGCAGGGUCUAAAGGGUCCAACAUCAACAUCUCCCAGGUCAUCGCUUGUGUGGGGCAGCAGAAUGUUGAGGGUAAGAGGAUCCCCUUCGGCUUCAGGAAGCGGACGUUGCCUCACUUCAUCAAGGAUGAUUACGGCCCCGAGUCCAGGGGUUUCGUGGAGAACUCGUAUCUCGCCGGACUGACGCCUUCCGAGUUCUACUUCCACGCCAUGGGUGGUCGUGAGGGAUUGAUCGACACGGCUGUCAAGACUGCCGAGACUGGGUACAUUCAGAGACGUCUCAUCAAGGCCAUGGAGAGCGUCAUGGUCAACUAUGACGGGACUGUCAGAAACAGCGUCAGCCAAGUCAUCCAGCUCAGAUAUGGAGAGGACGGCUUGGCUGGCGAAUUUGUUGAAUUCCAGACCUUACCAACGGUUAAACUAUCCAACAGACGUUUUGAAGACAGGUACAAAUUCGACAUCACCAAUGAACGCUACCUGAGGAAGCUUUUUGCAGAGGAAGUCGUUAGGGAGGUUAUAGGCUCUCCAGAUGCCAUUGCAUGCAUUGAGGGUGAAUGGCUGAGACUCCAGGAAGAUAGGCAGGCUCUGAGGACCAUCUUCCCCAAAGGGGAUACCAAGGUCGUACUUCCAUGCAACCUGGAAAGGAUGAUCUGGAACGUGCAAAAGAUCUUCCACAUAAACAAACGGACUCCAACGGACCUCUCCCCAAUCACGGUUGUGGAGAGCGUGAAGACCAUGCUGGACAAGUGUGUGAUUGUGUCGGGAGAGGAUCGGAUCAGCAGACAAGCCAACGAGAACGCCACUUACCUGUUCCAGUGUCUGGUCAGGUCGACGCUCUGUACUAAAAAGGUCGCGGAGGAAUUCAAGCUGACCCAGGAGGCCUUCCACUGGCUCGUUGGUGAGAUCGAGACCCGCUUCAACCAGUCUAUGGCCUCCCCUGGGGAGAUGGUGGGAGCCUUAGCAGCCCAAUCCCUGGGCGAACCUGCCACACAGAUGACCCUCAACACUUUCCAUUUUGCUGGUGUAUCCUCCAAGAAUGUAACCUUGGGAGUGCCUCGCCUGAAGGAAAUUAUUAACAUCAGCAAGAGACCCAAGGCCCCAUCACUGACGGUGUUCCUCUUGGGGUCAGCUGCCAGGGAUGCUGAGAAGGCCAAGAAUGUCCUGUGUCGUAUGGAGCACACUACGCUCAAGAAGGUAACAUCAAACACAGCCAUCUACUAUGACCCUGACCCACAGAAUACUGUCAUCGAAGAGGACCAGGAAUUCGUCAACGUCUACUACGAGAUGCCAGAUUUUGACGUAGCCAGGAUAUCACCGUGGCUCCUUCGUAUUGAACUUGAUCGGAAAAAGAUGACAGAUAAAAAGCUAACAAUGGAACAGAUCUCCCAGAAGAUCAACUCAGGCUUUGGAGACGACCUGAACUGCAUCUUUAAUGACGACAAUGCAGAGAAGCUUGUUCUCAGGAUCAGAAUUAUUGUUGGAGAUGACAAACUGAACGACGAACCCGAAGAACAGGUUGACAAGAUGGAAGACGACACCUUCCUCCGAUGCAUCGAGGCCAACAUGUUGAACGACCUGACCCUGCAAGGGAUUGAAUCCAUCUCCAAAGUGUACAUGCAUUUGCCCCAGACUGACGAGAAGAAAAGGAUCAUCAUCAAUGACGCUGGUGAAUUCAAGGCCAUUGCAGAAUGGCUGCUGGAAACUGACGGUACAGCCCUCAUGAAGGUGUUGUCAGAGAGAGAUGUUGAUCCCGUGCGUACUUCUUCCAACGACAUCCUUGAGGUUUUCGAGGUCCUCGGCAUCGAGGCCGUGCGUAAGUGCAUCGAGAAGGAGAUCAACGCCGUGCUGAUGUUUUACGGUCUGUACGUAAAUUAUCGUCACCUGGCUUUGCUCUGUGACGUCAUGACCAGCAAGGGCCAUCUCAUGGCCAUCACUCGUCACGGCAUCAACCGACAGGAUACGGGGGCUCUCAUGAAGUGCUCCUUUGAAGAGUCUGUGGACGUGCUGAUGGAGGCUGCCUCCCAUGCCGAAGUGGACCCUGUCAGAGGCGUUUCAGAGAACAUCAUGUUGGGCCAGUUGCCUAAAAUAGGCACAGGUGCCUUUGAUUUGGUUCUUGAUGAUGAAAAGUGCAAAUUGGGCAUGGAAAUACCCAUGCCAGGGUCUGGCAUGAUCAUGACGGGCAGCGUCUUUGGGGCAGCUUCCCCGUCCUCUAGCAUGACUCCAGCCCAGACUCCUUGGGCCUCUGGCUCUACCCCCUUAAUGUCGCCAUACAGCGGCUGGACGCCUGGGCUGGGCAGCGGUAUGACUCCAGGAGGACCUGCUUUCUCCCCCGUGGUGACUGCGGAAACUACGGGCAUAUCGCCCGGUUAUUCCCCUGCCUGGUCGCCCCAACCUGGAAGUCCUGGGUCACCGGGAGGAAUGAGUCCGUACUUCCCCAGUCCGGCGAACGCGCUCUCCCCCUCCUACUCGCCUUCUUCUCCGGCAUAUCAGCCCACUUCCCCAAGUAUAACUCCAGCAUCUCCAGGGUAUUCCCCAACAUCUCCAACAUACAGCCCAACCAGCCCCCAGUAUUCACCGACGUCACCUCAGUAUUCGCCUACAUCCCCAUCUUAUAGCCCCACUUCUCCCUCGUAUUCCCCAACGUCACCGUCAUACUCGCCAACGUCUCCCUCGUACUCGCCAACUUCCCCUUCGUACUCACCUACUUCUCCUUCCUACUCUCCAACAUCUCCGUCGUACUCGCCAACAUCUCCUUCAUACUCUCCAACAAGUCCCUCUUAUUCCCCAACAUCCCCGAGCUACAGUCCAACAUCACCAUCUUAUUCUCCAACAUCUCCAAGCUACAGCCCAACUUCUCCAUCAUAUUCCCCAACAUCUCCUUCGUAUUCACCGACGUCCCCAAGCUACGCUCCAAAUUAUUCUCCUUCUUCACCUGGCUAUUCUCCAACAAGUCCCAGCUACAGUCCAACUUCUCCUUCAUACUCCCCAAGCUCACCUCAGUAUUCUCCCGCUUCCCCUUCAUACUCUCCAACGUCCCCUAAAUAUUCCCCAACUAGUCCCAGUUACUCCCCGACAAGUCCAACUUACUCCCCAGGAUCACCGUCGUACUCCCCAACGUCGCCGAAAUACUCUCCUACAAGUCCAACGUACUCCCCAACCUCUCCGUCAUAUUCCCCAUCCUCUCCUAAAUACUCACCGACCUCCCCCAAGUAUUCUCCAACUUCCCCAACUUACAGUCCCUCCAGUCCUCAGUACAGCCCCUCCAGCCCCAAAUACUCACCAACCUCACCAACGUACAGUCCUAGCAGCCCUAAGUAUAGUCCUACGAGCCCAACUUACAGCCCUACUACCCCUGGAUACAGUCCCACGUCUCCUCUGUACUCUCCGACGCUAGAUGAGGAAGAACAGCAGCAGGAGAAGAAACACAAGAAGAAGCAAAGCCACUAAGGGCUCAGUCGAGUGACCCAACCCACCGGAAAUUGCCAAAGGACGUCUAUCAAUUCACCACAAAUAUUUUUGUCUGUAUUGUCUCCUUGAGAGAUUCCAAACCCUUUUGUCUGGUUGAUGAGGCAGGAGUAACUAAUCUUUAAGAUGAGUAGCAAACAUUUUUUUUUUUUGUGCUGAUUAUAAUAGUAAUUAUGUUCUUUGCUAUCUUAUAGCAUAUAUUUACAGGACUGUUUUGACUAGUAUCUUAAGGAGCGUUGUUGAAGAUAACUCCAGCUCCAUUGCAGGUUAACAACACAUCACCAAUAUUGCAUAACUAAUAAUUGAUGGGGAUUAAAGCCUUGAAAUACAAAAUUCACUAAUAUUUGGUUACACCGCAUGAAAAAAGAUCCAUCAGAAGCAAGACUUUAAUAUAGUAUCUUUAGCCAUUAUCUCAGUCUCACGGUUUGUAUAAAGACUGGGUUUUUUGGCAUCUGCAGAUGCUAGCCAUUUUCAGUAAAAAUCAUAUCACAUUUAAGUGAUUUCAAUUUUGUUUUGUGUAAGGCGUCUUCAACAGAUUUGCCUCUGUAGAGAGUGAGUAAAAGAAUAUUCAUCGUCGCAGGAGUCUUGAAAUGGAGAAAAAAAAAUCCACAGUUAUGUAUUGGUACAAAAAUGUUGAAAAAUAAAUCCGAGCAGAGAGCAUUCGGGAAUGUUUGAUUCCCUUUGCAAUCGAACAGAUUCCUGAAAGCUCUCUUUUUCAUAUCUUUAAAUAUAUUUGUACCCUCAUAAAGCUGUGGAUUUUGUUCUCCGCAUAGAGUUCUUUGUUUUUCAGCUCUAGCUGGUUCUCGCAGUUGAGCCCAUGUCCCUAACAUACCAUGACAAUGUGGUGUUGAGUAGCUUGCAACCUUGUUAUAGGUCAUAAUUUAAAUUUUAGGAAUUAUUCCAUCCCAAAGUUUGUUUUUUCCUGAAGGUCUGUUAUUCAGAGCCUAUUAUUGUUUAGCUUCAGACAGUAUGUGAUCAAAGAUAAUGAUCACUUUGAUAGAUUUUUCAAGAUCAGACCAGACCAGGCAUGUCCGCAAAUACACACAUAUCUUAACUCUAGUCAUUGAAUUGGUAAUGGAUUUCUUCUAGUAAUCAAUAACUUUUGUUUCCUACUAGUCUAUUAUACAUCUAGUCAUACACUAUUCAUUUAAUAUCUUAAAAGAUUUUGAUGCAAAAUGUAUUUAUAAAAUAUUCGGAAACCUGGGACGUGAGAUCCCAUCUAGUGACUUGGUAUUUACUAGUCACAAUUGUCUCGUGUCACCAUUUUACCUGGACGUACUCGUAAACAUAUGUUGCAUUGCCAGACAUUUCAGCUUUCUGAAAGUUGUUAGUUGUUAAUAAAUUAAGUUUAUGUUGACUAUUCAGAAAGACAGUUGAUCAUGAUGUAGUGUGAAGGGUCAUUGUCUUUACUGCAUUGCAAAUGACAACCAGAGAAGAGAUGUUAGAAGAAUGUUAUUAUAGCUGUGGAGACGAGAGACCAUUUCUAAAACCAGAUUAAGGUGGACAAGUCCUGUUGUGACCAUCAGCGGUUGAGAGCUCUAAGGUGGGUGAACGAUUGGCUGAAAAGCUUCUAAGAUUGCAUGGUGUCCAGUGCGGACCUAUCCUAGUUUACUAACUUUUCCACCAAACAAAGUUUAAUCAUUGUACAAAAUGUACCUAAAAGACCCAUUGAUUAAUGCAGUUGAAGUUGUGGGAGUUUUUUAUGUAUUGGGGUUCAUCCUUAAUUUCAUAGCUGAAAGAGUAUUGUAGUUUUCACUUUUGACAAUGUUAAAUGGAUAACUUGAGUUUUGAAUGUAAUGUGCAAUUAGCUUAAUACAUUAUAAUAAAAUGUAUUACAUA
Messenger RNA from Macrobrachium nipponense, 8233 nucleotides. Its product is annotated as DNA-directed RNA polymerase II subunit RPB1-like. Gene Ontology annotation, molecular function: DNA binding. Gene Ontology annotation, biological process: transcription by RNA polymerase II. Lineage: Eukaryota; Metazoa; Arthropoda; Malacostraca; Decapoda; Palaemonidae. The record is from RefSeq and is a predicted model, not a curated record. Gene Ontology annotation, cellular component: RNA polymerase II, core complex.